UGUUUAUCCCUAAUUCUAGGUUAUUAGCGUGAAUUUCAUAUAUGAUAGAGGUGAAUUUUAAAUUUCAGAGUGGAUUUUCUUUUAAAUGAUAUGGUACGAAACGCUUCGUUUUUGUCAUUGCAUUUAAAAAAAAAUACUCCCUCCAUCCGCGAUAUCGUUUCCACAUUUGCUGUUUCGGUCCGUCUGCGAUGUUUCCACUUCGGGCUAUUCGGAUUGUAAUUUUUAUCGGGUUGAAAAUUUUCAACCCUAACUCUGUUGGAUUGAGCCAGCCCACAGAUUUCGGGGUGAAUUGACAUUCCUAGUUAUUUCUAUCCAUAUAUUGUACUCCCUUCGUCCCACGAAUCUUGACACGUAUUCUUUUUUGAGUCGUUCCACGAAUCUUGACACGUUUAUUAUCUUCUACUUUAUUAUUUUCUAUCUUCUACUUUAUCACUUUUAUACUUUAUUACCUAUACACUUAAAACAUUAAUCUACAAUUUCUUAAUUCUCGUGUCAAAAUCAAACGUGGUGGGACGGAUGAAGUAUACAAUUAAAAAAAAUUCGAUACUUAUAUCAUUAGUAAAUAAUAAAAUUUUAAAUAUAAAAAUAAAAUAAAUAGUUCUCAAAAAAAAAAUUCCUAAAUCACUACCCAGCCCAGCAGCUUCGUCCGUCGCCGGCGGCCCCAGUCCAGCCAUCCAGUUUUAAUUGGCAAUAACGCGCGCCGACCGAGUUUCUGCUUGCAUCCCAACUCUAGUCUAGUAUAUCCGAAUGUUCCAAAUUCAAACCCUCCAACCGACUCACCUCCCAACACCCUUACGCCGCCGCAUCUCCGCCGCCUCCUCUUCAGCACUCACAGUCCCCAUCUCCACCACCAACAAAAAUCACUCAAUCCAGACCCUCUGCAGAAAGGGCAAACUGAAACAAGCUAUCCACUUGCUAUCAAACGAGGACAAUCCAACGCAGCACACCUACGAGCUCCUCAUACAAUCCUGCGCCCAGAAAAAGAGCCUCUCCGACGCAUUCACUGUUCACAACAACCUUACCGAAGAUGGCUUCCAUGAGGACCCUUUCUUGGCCACGAAGCUCAUCAACAUGUAUGCGGAACUCGGCUCGGCGCCUCACGCCCGCAAGGUGUUCGAUGAAAUUACGGACAGAACGAUAUAUGUUUGGAACGCCAUUUUUCGUGCUCUGUCUCUGUUGGGCGACGGAGAAGAGGUUCUGAGAUUGUACAGGAGGAUGAACUCGAUCGGGAUGCCCUCCGAUCGCUUCACUUACACGUAUGUGCUCAAGGCGUGCGUCGUUUCCGGUUCCCAGCUCCCUUUGUGUGGGAAGGAGGUUCACGCUCAAGUUCUGCGCCGCGGCUACGAGAGCCACCUCCAUACAAUGACUACUUUAGUCGAUAUGUAUGCGAAAUUCGGGUGUGUCGAGAGUGCUAGGGUGGUUUUCUCUUCAAUGCCGGUUAAGAAUCCGGUUUCUUGGAGCGCUAUGAUCGCGUGUUUUGCCAAGAAUGCAAGGCCGUUGGAAGCGCUAGAGCUUUUCCGAGAGAUGAUGCGUUAUGAUGUGUCGCCUAAUUCAGUCACCAUGGUCAGUGUGAUUCAAGCCUGCGCGGCGGUGUCUGCGUUGGAACAGGGGAAGUUGAUACAUGGCCAUAUACUUAGGAAAGGUUUUGAUUCGAUUUUACCGGUUAUGAAUGCCCUCGUGACUAUGUAUGCUAGAUGCGGCGAUCUUGAAUUGGGGGAGAAUGUAUUCAAUCAGAUGGGUAAGAGGGAUGUUGUUUCUUGGAAUUCCAUGAUUUCAAGCUAUGCAAUUCACGGCCUCGGAUCAAAAGCUCUUGCAAUAUUUCAGGAGAUGGUGAAACUGGGCGUAUCGCCUACUCCAAUAUCGUUCAUCAGUGUGUUGGGAGCUUGCAGCCAUUCGGGACUUGUUGAUGAGGGCAAAUUGUUGUUCGAGUCCAUGGUGAAAGAGCAUGGGAUUCGCCCUAGUGUGGAGCAUUAUGCUUGCCUCGUGGAUCUUCUUGGCAGAGCUAAUAGACUAGACGAAGCGGCUAGGGUCAUAGCUGAUAUGCGGGAUGAGCCAGGGCCGAUGGUGUGGGGCGCUCUCCUUGGGUCGUGCAGGAUUCAUUGCAAUGUCAAACUUGCAGAGAGGGCGAGCAGGAGGCUGUUCGAGCUGGAGCCCACGAAUGCAGGGAACUAUGUGCUUCUUGCUGAGAUAUAUGCGGAGGCAAAGAUGUGGAAUGAGGUGAAGAGAGUGAAGAAGCUCUUGGAAGACAAGGGGCUGCAGAAGGUGUCUGGUUGCUGCUGGAUUGAAGCUAAGAAGAGGGUCUACUCGCUUAGGUCUGUGGAUGAGCUGAAUCCGCAAAUAGAGCUGAUCCAUGCUUUGGUGGUGAAGCUGUCGGAGGAGAUGAUGGAGCAGGGGUAUGAGCCGGAGACAAAGGCUGUGUUGUACGAGCUCGAUACUGAGGAGAAGCAGCGUGUGCUGUUGGGGCAUAGUGAGAAAUUAGCAGUGACGUUUGGUUUGAUAAAUUGCAGUAGAGGAGAGACCAUAAGGAUCAGCAAGAAUUUGAGGUUGUGUGAAGACUGUCACUCCUUCACCAAGUUCAUGUCCAAGUUUGCAGAUCGAGAGAUUAUGGUUAGGGAUAUUAAUCGGUUCCACCAUUUCAAAGAUGGGGAGUGCUCUUGCGGGGAUUAUUGGUGAACUCAUUCUGAUCUUCAAUUCCAUCAGCUCAAAAAUGAUGUGGUAAAUGUUGAUGUUAUUGUUUGUUUUGUAAAUCCAUGUUCGUUAUAUAUGUAUUAAUGUAAUGCACGGGAAAUAUUUUUAUACUUUUUUCAUAUCUAUAAAAUCGUUAUAUACCCGAUUAAAAUUCAA
This is a messenger RNA of Salvia miltiorrhiza (redroot sage), 2844 nucleotides long. Its product is annotated as pentatricopeptide repeat-containing protein CRR2, chloroplastic. NCBI's taxonomy places the organism in Eukaryota, Viridiplantae, Streptophyta, Magnoliopsida, Lamiales, Lamiaceae. Gene Ontology annotation, biological process: RNA modification. The coding region runs from base 748 to 2673 and encodes 641 amino acids. Gene Ontology annotation, molecular function: zinc ion binding; RNA binding; protein binding. The transcript has a single exon. The record is from RefSeq and is a predicted model, not a curated record.